Cordyceps fumosorosea ARSEF 2679 is the source of this 2373-nucleotide messenger RNA. Its product is annotated as cytosolic phospholipase A2 zeta. Gene Ontology annotation, biological process: glycerophospholipid catabolic process. Gene Ontology annotation, cellular component: cytosol. Gene Ontology annotation, molecular function: A2-type glycerophospholipase activity. The record is from RefSeq and is a predicted model, not a curated record. Bases 1 to 2373 code for a protein of 790 amino acids. The transcript has a single exon. NCBI's taxonomy places the organism in Eukaryota, Fungi, Ascomycota, Sordariomycetes, Hypocreales, Cordycipitaceae.
AUGAAGCACCCGGGCACGAUCCUCGGCCAAUUGGCCUCCAAGGGCAUCCGCCCGACCGUCGUCAGCCGGGCUGGCUUCUCGGCCCUGCAGCCAAGACUCGGCAACGGCCUCUUCACGGCGGCCAAGCAGCGGCAGCGACGCCGCGUGUCCGCCACCACCUCCGUCGUCGCGGGAGGCUUCCUGACCUGGCUGCUCUACCCCACCGAUGACUUUCGGCGGCUGUCCGCCGGCCAACAGGGACAGACCAAACCUGUGCACACCUCGGCCGGCAGCAAGCCCGACGACAGCGUCCCUACUACGGAAACGCCGCAAGGGGAUGCCGAGGCCGGCGAGCCGGUAGAGGAGACAGCCUGGAGCCACUUUACAAAAGGGCUGGAGGCGCGCUCCGCCGCGGCGGACAAGGAAUGGGCCGCCUUUUCCGAGAAGCUCGUCGGCUUCAUCCUGCCCGAGUGGUCGAGGCAGAUGCCGGGUUUCAUCCGCAAGCUGCAGCACGAACUCUCGGACGCGCCCGGCUCGCUCGCCGAGGAUCUGUGGGCCGAGGCGCAUGAUGUCUCCAUGAACCCCGAGAUCCGGUACACGGCCGAAGUCCGUGUCUCAGAUGACCUCUGUCCGGAUGAGAAGGAGUUUCUGAAUCGCCGCAAGAAGAAGACGAGGGCUGCGCUCGCUAAGUAUCUGCAUAUGGACGAAAAUGACAUACACCCAGACGACAUUCCCACUAUUGCCAUGUGUGGCUCUGGCGGUGGUCUGCGUGCCCUCAUUGCCGGCACUGGUUCUUUCCUCGCGGCCUCUGAAGACGGCCUCUUUGAUUGUGCCACGUACACGGCUGGCGUCAGUGGCUCCUGCUGGCUGCAGCUUCUGUAUCUGACUUCUUUCAACAAGGGUAGCAUUCCUUCACUUCUAGAGCAUCUCAAGGCACGCACUUCUACUCACAUCGCCUACCCCCCGGUGGCCCUGCAGGCCUUCACGUCCCUUCCAACCUCCCGCCCUCUGCUCAGUGGCGUCAUCGAGAAGAUUCGUGGCGACAAAAACGCCCAUUUUGGCCUGGUUGACAUUUACGGCCUGCUGCUUGGUGCAAGGUUCCUCGUCCCCAAGGGCGAACUCGGUGUCAGCGACCGCGACUUCAAAAUCUCCAGUCAGCGAGAUAUCCUCAAGGACGGCGACCGCCCGCUCCCCAUCUACACCGCCGUCCGGCACGAGAUUCCUGGCUUGGAAGAGGGCAAGGACAAGACCAAGUCUUCCAAGAGCGCUACUACUACGAAAAAGGAGCUCGAAAAGGCUGAGAAGGAGUCCUGGUUCCAAUGGUUCGAAAUUACCCCGUACGAAGUCUUUUGUGAGGAGAUUGGUGCUGGUAUUCCCACUUGGGCGCUUGGGCGACGAUUCAAAGACGGCAAGGACGUGCCCCUGGAACACGGCUUCCACCUGCCCGAGACUCGCACCCCUCUGAUGAUGGGUAUCUUCGGGAGCGCCUUUUGCGCCACCCUGAGCCACUACUACAAGGAGGUCCAGCCAGUCGUCAAGACGCUGACGGGUUUCAGCACCAUCGACCAGAUGAUAUCGGACCAGGACAACGCCCUCGCCAAGGUGCACCCCAUCGACCCGGCCAUCAUCCCCAACUACGCCUACCAGAUGUACGGCAAGCUCGCCAAGACGGCCACGCCGAGCAUGUACGAGAACGCGCACAUCCAGCUCAUGGACGCUGGAAUGUCCAACAACCUGCCCAUCUACCCGCUGCUGCGGCCCGGUCGGGGCGUCGACGUGCUCAUCUCGUUUGACGCCUCAGCCGACAUCAAGACGGACAACUGGCUGGCCGUUGCCGACGGCUACGCGCGCCAGCGGGGCAUCAAGGGCUGGCCCCUCGGCGUCGGCUGGCCUCAGGACGGUGGAGACCACACCGUCAACGAGAUCAAGGCCGCCGAGGCGCACUCCGCCGCCCAGGCCGAUGCCAAGAUUGCGCAGGCCAAGGCGGACCAGAAGCAAGAGGCGCGGAGCGGCGGCGGCGGCGACCUCGGCUACUGCACCGUCUGGAUCGGCACAACCGAGGAGCGCACGACCACGGAGGAGCCGCCCGCGACGCAGCCCGUCUCCGAGUCGGAGCACUGGCGGCUGACGGAUCCCAACGCGGGGCUCGCCGUCGUCUACGUGCCCUUCCUGCCCAACGACAAGGUACCCGGCGUAUCACCGGCCGAGAGCGACUUCAUGAGCACCUGGAACUUCAUCUACACACCGGAAAACAUCGAGGACGUGGUGCGCCUCGCGCGCGCCAACUACGACGAAGGCAAGGCGCAGAUCCGAAACACGGUGCGGGCGGUGUACGAGCGGAAGAAGCAGCUGCGCUUGAAGAAGGAGAAGGAGCUGAAGGAGCGGGGAAAGUAA